Messenger RNA from Stylophora pistillata, 1803 nucleotides. RefSeq lists its product as uncharacterized. Lineage: Eukaryota; Metazoa; Cnidaria; Anthozoa; Scleractinia; Pocilloporidae. Gene Ontology annotation, biological process: detection of chemical stimulus involved in sensory perception of taste; sensory perception of taste. Gene Ontology annotation, molecular function: taste receptor activity. Gene Ontology annotation, cellular component: membrane. The record is from RefSeq and is a predicted model, not a curated record.
GUUCUUUCUGAUCUCGCGGUUGGUGACAUUUUUAUGAAAUGAUUAAUUGGGCAUGACGUGACUUGCUUAAUAUAUCUGUAAACUGUCUUGGCUAGAUGAAAGCAGACUGACUCACGAAAGAAACAGAGAUUUUAAGGUACGAUGAGCAAUCAGUACGACAUUAAUACCCCUGAAGUCGCCAAUGGGGGAGAAAUCAAUGCCCCUGUGAUCAUUUUAAACGAGUUUGGAGAGAGGGGCAAGGACCGAGACGAUGUGGCCAAUAUUCCGACAACAGCAGCGACCAGUGCAACCGCGCAGAAAAGAAAGAUUUGUCUUGUUGCAAAGUUGCAGUGCCUGUUCUUUGCCAUGAAAAUUUUUGGAUUAUUUUACGAAGAAUACAACACUAUACGUCCAAGGAACACUGUACGUGGUCUAUGGAUGUGUACUUUCACAAAACGUUUGUAUCAGUUGUUCGUGUUGUUGGUACUCUGGCUCAACGUGGGGAGAGUGUUUGCGUCGUUUUGGCUUGAUGAUAAACUGCUCAGUACCGAACAUACUCAGGCAGCUGCUGGCUUGCUUUGGUCCCUGCAAACCGCUAUACAAGCUUCCAUCUGUGUAUACACAAUGCAAAUCACAUCAAAAAAGUCCCCUUUGAAAAGCUUGUUGUUAUAUUGGAAUUCGCAGCCCAACUUUGACGAGUUAGUAGUAGAGCCCUUCAUGGUAAAAUGCGUCAGACGAACUCUGAUUGUAACGUAUAUCUUUAUGAUGAUAAACGCUGUGUUUUAUGGCCUAGUUUUGUUUUAUCCUUCAGAGUCGAUGCAAUAUCUUGCUCGUGCAUUCUUGUCCCCAUUCCCGCUCGACAACCUGGCUUCAAAGAUCCUUGGCUUUGUGAUUUCAGCCUAUUGCACAGCAGCCUGGGUGUUACCUUUUGCUAUCUUCACAGCCAUUUGCUUGACUUUAAUACAUCAAUGCAGAAGUCUUAGAAAGACAUUGCGCUUGACUGCCUCGGCCAGUGAGGUGAGAAGAGUCAAGAUUCUAAGACAGCAACAUUCAUCAUUAUGUGGUUCUGUCAGAAAAGUCGACGACUUAUUCAAAUUCGUAACUCUCGUGGUUUACGUUACCAACAUACCUCUGGUUUGUUUUCUUCUCUACCGCUUGAUGUUUGACAAGAAUAACGAUGCAACGACUUAUGUAAUCUUGACUUUUUGGUCCCUUGUCGUGCUUCUUGCCAUGAUGAGCGUGUCGUUUCUUGGGGCACAUUUGAACAGCAAGAUUCAUUCCUUCACGGAAGUUGUGCAGAAAGUUGAAAUAGCUAACGUGGACUUGGACACUCAUACAGAGCUGAUGCUGUUUGUGGCGAAGUUAAAUGGAGAUCCCGUGGCAAUUACAGCAGGAGGACUGGUACCCAUUACAAAACCGCUGAUUGUAACGGUAUUGUAUAUAUCAUACUCAGACAGAGCUGUAAAACGUCUGCGCGUGUCAUAUAACUGCUCGAAGAAACUUGGAUGAGAUUUUUCCUGCACCAUCGUAACUGAAUCGCUGCUCCGCGGCCACUUUUACACUGGUGGUCAAGAAUAAAAGUGUGAUGUUUAAAAGUUGAAUUUUGCAUUUCUGUUAUAGGUCGGUGUGCUGAUAGCGUCAGUUCUUUCAAUUAGCCAUUCGAUGUAUGUCUUAAGAGUGGAAAAAUUAAUUUCGUUGUUUUAGAAUUUUUCAAAAGUUCCACUAUUUCACUUUUAUCGUACCAUGUUUUCCCUCCCCAUUCAAGCCUCGAGCGAGCCAGUUUUCAACAAAAGACAAAAGCUUAUUCUCUUAAAAUUUCACUUU